Paraphaeosphaeria sporulosa is the source of this 1971-nucleotide messenger RNA. Its product is annotated as alkaline phosphatase-like protein. Gene Ontology annotation, biological process: dephosphorylation. The coding region runs from base 1 to 1971 and encodes 656 amino acids. NCBI's taxonomy places the organism in Eukaryota, Fungi, Ascomycota, Dothideomycetes, Pleosporales, Didymosphaeriaceae. The transcript has 3 exons. Gene Ontology annotation, molecular function: alkaline phosphatase activity. The record is from RefSeq and is a predicted model, not a curated record.
AUGGCUAUCCUUUCCAAGGUUGCUGGUGUCGCGGUAGCUGCAUUCGUGAGCGCUGUAUCCGCGCAGUCCUUCCAAAGAUUGGGCACUUGCCCAACCCUUGGUAUGGCCGAUUUCCUGGCCGGGCAGUACUUCGACAUCCGUCUGGAGGUCCACGCUCCUAAGAACGGUUCCGAGGCGAUCGGCCUUCCCCCGGAUGAGGCCUUCACCUUCACCAUCGCCAAGGGCGACGGUGUGGCAAAGCCGGUGACCGAGUUCUUUGGCAUUGAGGAUGCGAAGCUUGAGGACUGGACCUUCAGUUACUUUGAGGGAUUAGACUUUUUCGCUCGCGAUGCAAAGACUCCUUCACUCGUCGAUGUGAGAUCCAAAGCUUACCGUCGUCUCGCACUUCACGAGCCCGGCGAGUACACUGCGACCCUCAACUACAACAACGGCAGCAGCACCAAGGCAACAUGGCUCGUACGCGAUCUUGCAGAGGAGCGCAAAGCCAAAAACAUCAUCCUCUUCAUCGGCGAUGGAAUGACCACCAACAUGAUCACGGCUGCCCGUUUGAUUGGUCACAAGACCAUCAACGGCAAGUACCAGACCAGGAUGCAGAUGGACAAAUUCCCCGUCCUCGGCCAUCAGAUGACACACUCGAUCGACUCUUUUAUUACUGACUCGGCCAAUUCCGCGUCCGCUCUUUACACCGGGCACAAGUCGUCUGUGAACGCCCUGGGAGUCUACGCGGAUUCGAGCAAAGACCCUUUCGAUGACCCUAAGGUCGAAACAAUUGCUGAGAUCUUCCACCGUCUUACUGGCGGACACGUUGGUAUCGUCUCCACUGCCUUCCUUGCCGAUGCAACACCGGCUGGUCUUACUGCUCACACGCGUGCGCGCAGUGAGUACGGUGCCGUUGUCGAUUCUUUCCUCAAUGGCAUCACAAACUACACCUGGACAGAGUGGGAUGGUCCUGACGUCCUUUUCGGUGGAGGUGCUGAGCAAUUCUACUCGCCCGAACUUGGUGGCAUCACUUACCAGAACAAGACGUACUACGACGAGUUCGCGAAGAAGGGCUACCAGGUUCUCCAGAACCGCACUGCCCUCUUGUCUGCUCCCAGCAACGAGAAGGCUCUUGGAGUCUUCACAUACUCCAACAUGGCAAAAUGGCUCGAUCGCAACGUUUACCGUGAGAACCUCAACCAAUCGCUAUCUCCCACGGGUGACAAGACGGCUGCUCUUGACCAGCCGGGCCUCAAGGACAUGACGCUCAAGGCUAUCGAUAUUCUCUCGGAGCGGUCUGGCGACAAGGGGUUCUUCCUCAUGUCGGAGGCCGCUUCGAUCGACAAGAUGAUGCAUGUCCUCGACUAUGAUCGCGCUCUUGGUGAGCUUCUCGAGCUUGACGACACUAUCAAGGCCACCGUCAACAAGCUCAACGAAACGGGGUGCCUCAAGGAAACACUUAUCCUCGUGACAGCUGACCACGGCCACGGUUUCGACGUUAUGGGUUCCGUGGAUACCAAGUAUCUUGCCGCCCAGGACGAUCAGCGCAAGAAGCGCAAUGCGAUCGGCACGUAUCAGAACAGCGGUCUGUCGCAGUAUCAGAACACGGGCAAUCUUACCUACGUUGACUCCAACUUCCCUCGCAAUUGGGACCCCCGAUACACUCUCUUUUCCGGGCUGACUGCCAACCCUGACCACCGUGAGAACUACACGGUGCACAAGGACGGUCCGCGUGAGCCGGCUGCUGAACUCGAAGAGGGCUCUAAAGACUUCCAUACCAACCCCGAGGAUGCCGAGAAUGGUAUUGAGAUCAACGGGAACCUGCCUGUGAGCAAUGACCAGGGUGUGCACUCGCUCACUGACGUGCCUGUGUUUGCCAUGGGGCCGUGCCAGGACAAGUUUUCUGGCGUGUACAAUAGCAUCGAUAUCUUCUUCAGCAUGGCGGAAUGCUUUGGUCUCGCGAGGGGCAAGGGUCACUCGGCGGGCAAUUGA